Molecule: messenger RNA, 306 nt
Organism: Psylliodes chrysocephalus
Lineage: Eukaryota; Metazoa; Arthropoda; Insecta; Coleoptera; Chrysomelidae
Source: the annotation of a GenBank genome assembly
AUGUUACAUCCAAAGCAGUUGGAAGUCCUUAUUGAUUUUCUGGAAAAAAAUCGUGACAUUGUUUCUGGCCGAGCUGGUGGACCAAAUGCAAGAAAUAUUUUAAAAGAAAAGUGGCAAAACAUCGCAGAUGUUCUUAAUAGUUUGGGAUAUGGAUCUAAGACAGCAGAUAAAUGGUUAAAGACAUGGACUGAUAUGAAGUAUAACUUAAAGAAGAAAGCUUCGGAUAUAAAAAAAGAUCAAUCUAAGACUGGAGGUGGCUUAGGAAGUACAAAAAUAUUAACACCAUUUGAAGAGAGGGCUUUGUAG